GGUAGGAGGUUGGUUUCCUGCAAAAAAGUUUGUUUUGUGAAAAUAGACGGAAUAUAUUGGUUUUAAACUCAAGAACUUCAUGCAAACUCUCGCCUAAAACCCUUCUGUCAUUUCUCUCAUGAAGAGCCAGGCCUGACCUCUUGCAGGAUGGAGGUGGUCCUCUCUGGCCCACAGAAACUGCCGGAGCCCCUCAGGAGGGGGACCCCUGUGCCUCUGAGCCAGCUGGUGGAGGAGAGCAGGAGCAAAGCAAAUACUCCCAACCAUCUUCUGGAAUCAAAAAUCUAUGCCAAACUGAAAAGCAACAGCCUGAUCCAAGCAGAGCCCGCAGAGCUUCACUUCAGUGGGUUUGAGCUGGGGAAGGAUUACGUAAAGAUCCUGAAACUAAUCAACAUCUCAUCUGAAGUUAUGAAUAUUCAUGUCAUACCCACUCAAACCAAGCACUUCCAAACAACUUACACCAAAAAGUAUCGACUCAUCCCGGGCCUCGCCUACACACUGAGGGUCAGGCUGUGUCCCGACGAGUGGCGCUACUUCUAUGACUGCAUUCGGGUUCACUGCAAGGGGGAGGAGAACCUGUUAAUUCCAGUUCAUGCUUACCCUGUCAUCGAUGACCUGCGCAUCCCUCCUCACAUCGACCUGUCAGCCGUGCCACUUGGAACCAGUGUUUGCCAGGCUAUUCCUCUGAGAUGCAGCUGCCCCAUCGACUUUGAGUUCCAGGUGCAAGUUAUCCAGCCCCACGAGGCCUUCUCCAUCCAGCCCCUCACAGGUGUGAUACCAGCCAAUGGAGAAGAGAAUAUCAUGGUGACCUUCAGUCCUUUCCAAUACGAGACGUGUCAGCUCACCUUCCAGCUGAUCAUCUCUCAGUUCAACAGCAGACCCUUCCUCUGCACCAUCAGUGGGAGCUGCACCCCUCACUUGGCCCUCAGUGAGUUGGGAAAGAAGGCGGGUCAUGGGGAUGCAGUUCGAUACACAGGACCUUCACCUGUCACUCAAGUGCCCCGUCAAAGUAAAACCAAACUCAGGUCGACUAAGGAGGCUGACAAAUCAAAGACACUGAGAGACCAAGCGAGUGUUCAGGCUGGACUGAAGCCUCCGGUAGAUGUCUGCACUCCUGCAGGCGUGGCAAAGAUGCUGAUCAAAGACACUGAUAAACUCAGCUCUAAAGACCUGAAGGAAGCCAUAUCGUGUGGCAGCAUGGCUGGUCUGCACAACAGGCAGAUGAAGGAAGCCCUCUUCAGGAAGAAGGUUCAACAACACGUGAAGGAGGAGCAGGCCAACCGCGUCAGAUGGCAAGUUCGUGUUGGUAAGGACCCGGUGUCGGAGCACAGCAGGAGGCAGAUAGCGGAGGAGAGAGAGAUUGCGCUGCACGAAUACAUGGUGAGAAUUUCCCCUUAA
Notothenia coriiceps (black rockcod) is the source of this 1395-nucleotide messenger RNA. Its product is annotated as cilia- and flagella-associated protein 221-like. The transcript is spliced from 12 exons. The record is from RefSeq and is a predicted model, not a curated record. Gene Ontology annotation, cellular component: 9+2 motile cilium. Gene Ontology annotation, biological process: motile cilium assembly; cilium movement. Lineage: Eukaryota; Metazoa; Chordata; Actinopteri; Perciformes; Nototheniidae. The coding region runs from base 148 to 1395 and encodes 415 amino acids.